This is a messenger RNA of Colletotrichum paranaense, 252 nucleotides long. RefSeq lists its product as uncharacterized. The record is from RefSeq and is a predicted model, not a curated record. The transcript is spliced from 3 exons. Bases 1 to 252 code for a protein of 83 amino acids. NCBI's taxonomy places the organism in Eukaryota, Fungi, Ascomycota, Sordariomycetes, Glomerellales, Glomerellaceae.
AUGUCAAAAGAGACAAAGGGUCUGUCUGAUGUCGAGCCGGGCAAAGGGCAGCACGGGAUGGGCUGGCAGGUUCCUCGGGCGGCGGGUAAUAGAAGUGGCUUUUAUGAAUUGAAUUGGGAGGGAAGAUGGCGGAUAGAACUUGCUUGUCGCGACCAGCUCGGCGAAGCUAGCGCCGGUCCUCUUCAUGCCCUGACGCCUGAAGGUUCGGGAAGACUAGACGAAGACUGGCGACGAGUCGUUGGUGUCUUGUGA